Molecule: messenger RNA, 4336 nt
Organism: Brienomyrus brachyistius
Lineage: Eukaryota; Metazoa; Chordata; Actinopteri; Osteoglossiformes; Mormyridae
Gene: pld1a
Product: phospholipase D1a
Exons: 26
Coding region: 295-3402 (1035 amino acids)
Biological process (GO): cell motility; intracellular signal transduction; regulation of microvillus assembly
Molecular function (GO): phosphatidylinositol binding; D-type glycerophospholipase activity
Source: RefSeq, a predicted model, not a curated record
UCUGCCCUGCCUUGUGAUAGGGGGCAACGGAGUCUCCACCCAUUUCACCCUGAUUGGCUGAGCAGGGGAGAGUGACGCAGCAAGGGCCCCGCCCCUCCCAAAGGAGUCGGCACUUCCACCUUCCACUUCCAGCUCACUGCCCAGCUGCCAGUAGUCGGGAGUUUUUUCGCGUGUGUUUAUUUGUUUGCGCGAGACAGCGUGUGCGUGCCUCUGUACCUACCAGCAUGUAAGAAAACCGGCAGACCAUAUGGGACUCUGGUGCACACAGGAAACAGGUGCCCCCUCACCGCCAGGAUGAGUAAAGAGAUGUCAUACCAGACAGAUGGGGUAGACAUGAGUGACAUCACCGAGAACCUGGACACCCGCGACCUUGCUGUCGAAGAGGUGGAGGAGGACUUUGACGAGAGCACGGUCAACCAUGCAGGGGAGGUUCUGAUCCCGUUUUCUUCGGUGUAUGAGACCUUGGGCCUUAAGGACCCGGAUGCCAGGAUUUAUCUGUCUACCUUACCCAUCACUGCCCGAAUCUUGGAGGUGGAGAGAUUCACGUGUGCGCAGGACCGUUUCCGAGACCGCAUCCGACACCGCAGGAGCGUGACCAAGGUGCUGCCGGCUGUCUUCAGGAUCGAGCUACGGCACGGGAACUUUACCUGGAUCGUGAAGAGGAAAGAGAAGCACUUUCUGGAGCUCCAUCGAGAGCUCCUACGAUACAAAGCCUUCCUGAGGAUCCCUCUUCCCUCUCGCAGUCACACCGUGCAGAGGAAGAGCAUCAAGCGAGGCGAAGCACGACUGAUGCCCAACCUGCCCAAGGGUGGGAAUGAUGAGCUGGUCCGGGAAGAGCAGGUUUCCAGCAGAAAGAAACAACUAGAGGACUACCUAAACAACUUGCUGAAAAUGUCUGUCUACAGAAAAUACCACGCUACAAUGGAGUUCAUUGAUGUGAGCCAGAUGUCCUUCAUCCAUGAACUGGGGCCAAAGGGCUUGGAGGGGAUGAUCUCCAAGCGUUCUGGGGGCCACCAUAUCCCAGGGCUUAACUGUGGAGGCCGGAGCAAGGUCUGCUACCAUUGGUCCAAACGGUGGCUGGUGGUCAAAGACUCCUUCUUGAUGUACAUGAAGCCUGACACUGGGGCUAUUUCCUUUGUCCUCCUGGUGGACAAAGAGUUCACCAUCAAAAUGGAUUCCAAGGACACCGAGACGAAGCAUGGCAUCCGGAUUGACAGCCUGUCCAGAACUCUACUGCUGAAGUUUACCAGCUUCCGUCAGGCGCGCUGGUGGGGUCAAGCCAUCGAGACGUUUGUGCGCAAGCAUGGGCGGGCCUUCUUGAGGGAGCACCGGUUUGGCUCCUUCGCCAGGCAGGAGGAGAACAUCCCGGCCAAAUGGUAUGUCAACGGGAAGACCUACAUGGAGGACGUCGCCGAGGCUCUGGAGGCAGCCAAAGAGGAGAUCUUCAUCACAGACUGGUGGCUCAGUCCGGAGAUCUUCCUGAAGAGGCCAGUGGUGGAGGGUAACCACUGGCGGUUGGACUGCGUGCUGAAGCGCAAGGCGCAAGAAGGUGUCCGGAUCUUCGUGAUGCUGUACAAGGAGGUGGAGCUUGCUCUGGGAAUCAACAGCGAGUACAGCAAGCGAACCCUGAUGCGCCUUCACCCCAACAUCAAGGUGAUGCGGCAUCCGGACCACGUCUCCUCCAGCGUCUACCUGUGGGCGCACCACGAGAAGAUUGUGGUCAUCGACCAGUCAGUGGCCUUCGUGGGCGGGAUCGACCUGGCGUAUGGCCGCUGGGAUGACCGCGAGCACCGGCUGACAGACGUGGGGAGCGUGACGCGUGCCUCGUGCGCUGAGCAGCAAUUCAAUGCUGUCAUCAACACAUCACUCGACAGCGCCCCCUCCAGUAAGGGUAAAGCCUCCAGCUCAAAUGACAUCAAGCACCCGUCCAAGCUGAAGGGUGUAAGCAGAACCCGCAGGUCCCGCUUCAGUCUCUACAGGCACCUGCACAGACACACGCGGCACCUUGGAGGCAGCAUCAGCAGCCUGGAGAGCUCUGAGGAAAAAACAGGAUCCAUGCGCAGCCUGCAGACAGGUGUGGGAGAGCUGAUGGGAAACACGCGAUUCUGGCAUGGGAAGGACUACUGCAACUUCGUGUACAAGGACUGGAUCCAGCUGGAGAAGCCUUUUGACGACUUCAUCAACAGGUACACCACUCCCAGAAUGCCCUGGCAUGACAUCGCCUCCGUGGUCCACGGGAAAGCUGCCCGGGAUGUAGCACGGCACUUCAUCCAGCGCUGGAACUUCACCAAGAUCAUGAAGCCGAAGUACAGAUCGCUGUCCUACCCUUUCCUGCUGCCCAAGUCACACAGCACCGCUAACGAGCUGAGCCACCAGGUGCCAGGCUGCGUCAACACUAAAGUGCAGGUUCUCCGAUCUGCCUCGGAUUGGUCGGCUGGCAUCAAGUACCACGAAGAGUCGAUUCACAAUGCCUAUGUCCAGGUGAUCGCUAAGAGCAAGCACUUCAUCUACAUUGAGAACCAGUUUUUCAUAAGCUGUGCUGACAACAGGCAAGUUCACAACAAGAUUGGGGAAGCCAUCAUAGAAAGGAUCAUCAGGGCUUACAAGGAGAACAAGAAGUUCCGAGUCUAUGUGGUGACACCGCUGUUGCCCGGGUUCGAGGGAGACAUCAACACGGGGGGAGGCCAUGCCAUCCAGGCCGUCAUGCACUUUAACUACAGGACUAUGAUAAAAGGUGAUUACUCCAUUAUUUCCCAGCUGAAGAAAGAAAUGGGGGACCAGUGGAUUAACUACAUCUCCUUCGGGGGCUUGCGGACCCAUGCCGAACUGGAGGGCCGACUGGUGACGGAGCUCAUCUACGUGCACAGCAAGAUGCUCAUCGUCGACGACAACACCGUCAUCAUCGGUUCGGCCAACAUCAAUGACCGCAGCAUGCUGGGAAAGCGUGAUAGCGAGGUGGCGCUCAUCGUGGAAGACACAGAGAUGGUGGACUCGGUGAUGGAUGGACAGGAGUACAGGGCCGGAAAGUUCAGCCUGCAGUUGAGGCUGGAGUGUUUCAGGAUGAUCCUCGGCGCCUUCACAGACUCCACCAUCGACGUGACGGAUCCCAUCAGCGAUCGCUUCUACAAGGAGGUCUGGAUGGUCAUAUCAGCUCGUAAUGCCACAAUUUAUGAAAAGGUGUUUCGCUGUCUGCCCUCCAGCGACGUGCGGAACAUGCAGGAGAUGGAGAAUUACUUGUGCAAACUGGGUCUGGACAAGACAGAUCCAGCUCGGGCUCAGGAGGAGCUGAAGAAGAUCCGCGGUUUUCUGGUCCAGUUUCCACUUAACUUCCUGAGCGAGCAGAACCUUCUACCCCCAGUCGGCUCCAAAGAGGCUAUGGUCCCCAUGGAGACGUGGACCUGAAGCCCACUGAAUGUCCAGGACCAAGACUAACAGCCCAGGGCUGCUGUCACCAUGGCGCAUUCGCGGUGACUGUUCUGGAAACCGCUGAGUGUGUUUACAGCACGGCCCUGAACUUCCAGUGGGUGGCGCUGUCUGACACCCAUUGCGGCACGUCCGGAACAAGCGUGCUCACACUCGCAGGUUUUUACACCUCCUGCACUCUUCCUCUCACCAAACUAUGUGAUAAGCCAUUUCCUAAAGACAGUAACACCUUGUAAUUACGGAAUUAAAUGUGCGUCUCCGAUAUUAAUCUAUGGUUAAGUUACAGUGCCAAAGCUCUUUUUAUUCAAGCUCUUAAUAGGUCUUUUAAAAAGGAAUUAAGUGCCUCUUUAGAAGCGCAGUAAAACUGAAGUGUAUAAUAUGAAAAGGUGGACAUAGGUUGCCCUACACUCAAUAAAUCCCUUCUUCCCGUGGGAAUCUGAAUUCCGUGGUCCAAGAGAGAAGCAGAACACAGAGGCUGUCAGCGGUCAUCUGUCAAUCCACUCCGCUACAUUAAUGAUAUUUUAAAGCUUUUAAAGCUUCAUGUAUGACCUCUGCCUUGAGGAACAAGACGAGGAAUACCUCCCUCCCCAAUCGUGUUUGGACAAUCUCCAACCUGGCGGGGGGGGGGGGGGGUCAGGAUACUAUGACACUGGACUCUCUUGGUAUGUCAGCGAUGAGGUUCCUACCUGGCGUCCACUUGCAGUACCCCUACCGAGCAGACAGAGGGCGUCCCUCUUUCAGGUUUUAAUCUGGCUCUGUGCCACUGUUUUCGCUCCUGACGUUAGACCAGAAAGCACCCUGUGUUUUUUAGUUAUUUAUCUUUGCACAGGCCACUCAAGGUUUCCCACGUUCGCCGUUCUCUGUGCAACCUAUGCAGAAAUGAAAACAUUCAUUAAAUUUUAUACUGCAAUUA